Molecule: messenger RNA, 1552 nt
Organism: Selaginella moellendorffii
Lineage: Eukaryota; Viridiplantae; Streptophyta; Lycopodiopsida; Selaginellales; Selaginellaceae
Product: oxidation resistance protein 1
Exons: 8
Coding region: 39-785 (248 amino acids)
Source: RefSeq, a predicted model, not a curated record
AGAACUAGCGCUUCCUCUUUAUUUUAGGGUUCUUGAGGAUGGGCGAGGUAGGACACGGCAAUGCGGCUCGACGACGCAAGCGCCACCGCGGGAUUUUCGCGAAUCUCUUCUCCAUCUUCGCGUGCUUCAGUCCCGUUGCUGGAUUGAGCGGCGAUCGCCGCGAGGAAGGCGUUGUUUUGGAUCGAGACAAGGGUUUGGCAUCGUCUUCCGGUAGAGAGCCGCGCGAUCUUGAUCGCGACGAGCAGCAGGAGCAGAUUAUCCUUCCAUUGAUGUCACAGUCGUCGUCCCUGAUCUCACAAGAGCUCCAAUCCGUGCUACAUUCCGCGCUGCCUACGCUAGCUCGGCAUCGGCAUUGGCUUCUCCUCUACAGCACUUGGAGAGAUGGAAUUUCGUUGCUUACACUGUACCGCAAGAGCUCCACUGUGAUUGGCCACUGCUUAUUGGCUGUGGCAGACACUAAAGGGACUGUUUUUGGAGCUCUUUUGUCUGCACCAUUGAAUCCAAGCACAACGAAAAAGUACCAGGGGGAUGCGAACACGUUCGUUUUCACUACUGUUUCGGGGGCUCCACAAGUGUUCCACUCAACAGGUGCCAAUCGAUACUAUGUUCUCUGUACCAACGAGGCGCUGGCUUUAGGUGGUGGUGGUCACUUUGCACUCUACCUGGACAAUGAUUUGCAGAAUGGCUCCAGUGGCGAAUCUCAAACUUUCGGCAAUACAUGUUUGGCAUUCGCCGACGAGUUCAAACUGAAAGACGUUGAGCUUUGGGGUUUCCAACGCAAUUGAGUGCUCUAGUUCCUAGAACGGGAUAUUCCAGAUGAUAUGUACUCAAGCGGAGCACAGAUGACCAUUGACUAGGCAAGCAAGGAAAUGAGUUCCUGGCUUUCUUCUGACAAUGUCUCUUUCAGAAUAAUUCUGUACUUGGUCAACUGCGAAAUUUAUAGCUCCAAUUUUUCCAGCUCAAGAAAGGAAAUCUUAAGUUGUCUACUUGCACCAGGUGGCCACAAUGAAGUGAAGGGUGCCGUUUUUCUGGAAAUGAGUAGUGGCAAGGGCAAUCUUUUGAGUUCCCCGAAACACGACAAUUCUCUCCGUCCGAGCCGUCGAGUUGGCUGGACACGCCAAGGCCAGGACUAUAGAGGCAAGUUCGGUAAUGCAGUAGAACUUCGGAUGGUGUAAUCAGCUUCCAGCAGUGUUCGUGGAGUCUUUCUGGCAGACAGAUCUGGAUCAAGUGAUCUUUCGCUUUGCAAUAGUCCUGGACUCCGUUUUCCUGCGGGAAUCAAGACAAGAAGUCGAAGCAACGAAAUGAAAUGAUUCAAAGACAAGGAAGAGGGGAAAUUUGGUUGAUAAAGUUUUUGCCACCAAGAUCAAAAGCUUUCUACUUAUUCUGCUUUUCUCUAAAGAAAGCUACUUGCAGAAGGCACUUAAUCCUGGUCCUCCAUAGAACACUCCUCCUUCAGUCAGGAGAGAAUUGUAACACUCUGGAUGUGUAGCAUAAGUGGAAAGCUUAGCAGGCUCCACACUGUGGUUGAAUUGAGUUAGAACUUUAAGAUCAA